Molecule: messenger RNA, 2573 nt
Organism: Heterocephalus glaber (naked mole-rat)
Lineage: Eukaryota; Metazoa; Chordata; Mammalia; Rodentia; Bathyergidae
Source: RefSeq, a predicted model, not a curated record
AUGUCAACGCAACGGGCUGUCUUCUGGGGCAGGCGCCAAAGUGGGACAGGAUCCCCAGCGGCCAAAGGCCAGGGCCUCAGGCCCGAUUCCACCCCCGCGCCCCCUCCUCGGAUCCGCUGGGGUCUUCCCCGUCCGGACCCCAUCCUUUCGCUCAGCCAGACCAGUUCCUUCCCUUCCCCCACCCCACCGGGAGACCCCGCGCCAUGCAGCUCACCGAGCUCGGGCGCUGCUCUCGCUGCCACGCCUGUCAAAGCUCUGCAAACAUCCGGCUCCGCAGUGGAACGGGAACCGCCCCCUCCAGGCUCCUCACUUCCCAACCACUUCCGCCACACCUCCAACCUACUUCCGGCUCGCUGCCAGUCCAAACUUGGCCUUUCCAGGAGCCACGCCCACUUCCUGCACUUUCCCGCCAAAGUGCCGGGGUUAAAGCGCCCUCGAGCGGCUUCACACCUUGGAGUGGGUAGAGCCCUCGGGUAUCCCCAAGGCCUGGCCGAGCCUACGGUUCCUCCCUCACCUUUCCCCACCCCCUCACUGCUUCCGAUCUCCCGGCAGGCCCCCGAGCCGCGCCUGCACCCGGACCCAGAAUGGAGCCCUUCGAGAGAAGGCUGUGUUCCCGUUCCCAGAGACUACUCGCCGGGGGCGAGCCGAGCUGUCCUUGCGCUAAGCAGCCUCCCCCGGGGCUUAGCCCUGGGCCCCUCAUUCGCGAGAACACAGCGCUUGGGGGUCUGGUGUGUCGGGGAGCCCCUGCAGCCCGGACUGCACUGGGGGCCGCUGCAAGAGAGCUCUGCCUCGGGGAAGAAGGGCGAGGGAGUGAAACCACGGCUGGAGGAGGACCUGUCUCUUGGCCCAUGGGACACCAUGUUUGCCUUUGAGCAGAGCUCAGGCUGGACCAGCUUGGUACAGCGAGGCAGGCUGGAGAGUGAGGGAAAUGUGGCUCCAGUUCAAAUCAACGAGAGGCUCCACCUGCAGGUAUACCGGGUCGUGCUGCCAGUGGAGGAAGAGAAGGCUAUGGUGGUAGUGGCAGAAGUGAAAUCUGCUGUACAACAGGAAGUGACCUCACCCAGGAAGGCUGCGGCAGAGGGUUCCACAAAUCCUGGCCGUCUGUCACCCCCCCCACCCCCCGGCCUCCAGGUAGAAAGUAUGCUGCGCCUUGGACCUAUGUCCCAACCAAAGGAUCAGCCUUCCCUGGAGAGCCGACUCCCUGGCCCACUGCUUCCAGGUGGCCGGGUGAAUGAGGAGGGCUCACCCUGGGCACAGAUGCCCCCAGAACCUCAGGACCCAGAGAGCUGUGACGCCAGUUUGUCAGAGGGCUCCCAGCUGCCCACCUGCCUGGCUGAGAAAUGUCCUGUGUCAGGUGACCAGUCCCCACCCCGAGCAAAGCCCUCAGAGCCUGGGGCCCAGGGCCCUGGCUCCCCUGGUCUCAUAUAGGGACCCCCAGGGUCACCAGCAAGCCGCCCGAAGCGGGGGCGCCGGUACCGCUGCAGGGAGUGUGGCAAGGCUUUCCUGCAGGCGUGCCACCUGAAGUACACGUUUGUGCACAUGGGCCACAAGCCCUUCCUGUGCACUGAGUGUGGGAAGAGCUACAGCUCCGGGGAGAGCUUCAAAGCCCACUUGUUGGGCCACCGAGGGGUUCGGCCCUUCCCCUGCCCGCAGUGCAGCAAGGCCUACGGCACGCGGCGCAACCCCCAAGAGCAUCAGAUGGUCCACUCGGGCGCCCGGCCCUUCGUGUGUGACCAGUGUGGCAAGGCCUUCGCCCACUGGCCCUCCCUGCGAUUGCAUUGCAAGACCCACCAGGUGCCCACUACCCCAGCCCCAUGCCCGUGCCCCAUGUGCGGCCAGCCCCUGGCCACCCAGGGCUCCCUGCGGACCCACAUGUGGCUGCACACGGGGGAGGAGCACUUCCUGUGCCUGCACUGCGGCCGGGCGUUCCGCCAGCGGGGCGACCUGCGCGGGCAUCUGUGGCUGCACACCGGGGAGCGCCUGCACCGCUGCCUGAACUGCGCCCAGGCCUUCGCGCAGCGGCUGGAGCUACAGCGCCACCUCAGCGCGCACACCGGCGAGGCCCACCUGUGCCCCAUGUGUGGGAAGGCCUUGCGCGACCCGCACACCCUGCGGGCCCACGAGCGCCUGCACUCGGGGGAGAGGCCCUUCCUGUGCCCCCAGUGCGAGCAUGCCUACACUCUGGCCACCACUCGGCAUCACCUCAAGUCGCACCUUGAGGACAAGCCCCACCGCUGCCCCACCUGCGGCAUGGGCUACAGCCUCGCGCAGAGCCUCAGGCACCACCAGCUCAGUCACCGGCCCGGGGUGUCCUUGGCACCCACUACCGGGCUCCUGCAGCCUGAGCCGGGCCUGCCGGCCUCAGGUGGCCCAAGGGCCUUGUCCCCGGCCGGCAACAUCACACAGGUAGCCGUUUCCAAGGGCCAGGAGAGGUGCAUGGCGGUGCCCAAGGAGCCAGAGCCCGGCCCUGUCCUGGUGCUGAUCCAUAAGGACGCAGGCUUCGGCCCCUGGGUGGAGGUGGUGGCUCUGGAGACGGGCACCUGAUCCUGGUGCUCCCAUAAAGACUGUCCCCA